Molecule: messenger RNA, 11874 nt
Organism: Cotesia congregata
Lineage: Eukaryota; Metazoa; Arthropoda; Insecta; Hymenoptera; Braconidae
Source: the annotation of a GenBank genome assembly
AUGUUAGAAGGCUUAGUAGCCUGGGUACUGAAUAAUUAUUUAGGAAAAUAUGUUGAAAAUUUAAACACUGACCAACUUAGUAUUGCUCUACUGUCAGGUGAAGUCGAGUUAGAAAACUUGCCUCUAAAGAAGGAAGCAUUACGCCACAUCGGCCUGCCUAUAGAAAUAAAAGCUGGCUUCAUCGGUAAAGUUCGCUUGCAAAUCCCAGUCCGUCAAAUCAGAACAGCUUCAUGGGUGAUUGCAAUUGAGCAACUGUACUUGGUAGCUUCUCCAAUAAACCUCGACGACUAUGACCAAGAAGCAGAGGAACAAAUUUUUCAAGAAUACAAACAAAGCCGACUGGACGCUUUGGAAGCGCGCUGGCGAGCCAGCAAUGAGCGAGACGCCGGGUACUACGCAACCAGCUACAGUUCCUGGAUGAACUACGGAACCUCGCUGGUGACAAACAUAAUAGAGAACCUUCAGCUCAACAUAAAGGACGUCCAUUUGCGCUUUGAAGACAUCACCAGACCCAGCCACCCAGUGGCCCUGGGAAUCACGAUAAAAGCCCUAUCAGCUCAAAGCUGCGACGCUUCAUGGACUCCCGGUUCAACAUCAUGGAAUUCGAACGACGCGAGCUUCAAAUUGAUGCAGCUGGACGGUCUGUCAGUCUACUGGGACAAGCUGACUCUAGAACAGGUCUUUGGAAGUCUCUCCCUUGGAGAUCUGGCCGUCGUGAUGUCAGAUACCAAGUCUGCUGGGUUCGUUCUAUCUCCAGUAAGCGCCCGAGCUCAUGUAAAGCGCGACCGCUCGGAAAAACCUCUCAGGUCUGUCUUGCAGCCGCGAAUCGUCGUCAAUCUCCAGCUGGAUCAGGUUCCACUGUCCCUUACGGACGUCCAGUACGAACAAAUGGUCCAGUGUGUUCGGGGGUUGGAAAAUAUCGACCACAGACGUCGUCAACGUCGCUGCAGACCGGCAGUUCCUGUUGGAACCAGUCCUAAAGAAUGGUGGAAGUACGCAGCUCGGUGUCAUCUAGGAAAAGACUCUUUGAAGCCCCGGAUGACUUGGCAAGAUGUCCUGGAUCAAGGUAGAGAUAAUCUCGCUUAUGUAGAAGCCAUCAGGAAGCUUUUAGACACCCCCACGAUGAUUCUAGCCCCAGAUGUCAAAGCUUUUAAGGAUAAAUUUGAGUUUGAGCGAAGUUUUGAUGAUCUUAGAGUUCUCAGGGAACUCGCGAUGGCUCAAGUUCGUCCAAAGCCUGUCGAAGCCUCAUCUAACCCUGAAGCGAGAGGUAUUUUGGUCCAGUGGUUCCCACAAUGGUGGGGCUGGCACUCGAAAACUCCCGACCAGACUACGACGGCAAAUUCUUCGGCGUUUGAUGGAGAACUGCUGGAUGUUCUUGCGGAUACUAUUGAUGACAACACGCUUCUAAGACGUGAUACUGUCUUCGGUUUAUUUAAUUUUACAUUGAACAAAGGAACGAUCAGCUUGUGCUCUGAGAAAGAGAAAAGUACAGAUGGAAGCAAAACCAAAGAAACUAAAAUAAUUAUGGAACUCCAGUGCGAGCGCGUUAACCUGAGCUAUGAGUCGAGGCCAAGAUCCGGGUCUCAUAAAUUUUCUAUCAGUCUUGGAGCGCUGUAUCUACAUGACUUUCUGACGGAGAAUUCAAUGUUCCCGAUACUGAUCCAGCCUCAAACUACUGGAUCGUCGGUAAGAUUGAGAGCUUCCUCGGAGAAGCUCCCGAGCCAGCAAUUGUUUGAGUUGAUUUAUGAGAAGAAGCCACUGCAUGUUUCGAUGGAUCAUUCGUUGCAUUUGACUACCAGGUCUUUGGAUAUUGUGUAUAAUCCCUUGGCUUUUAAGUGGCUGGUGGAUUUUAUCAGCAAGCCACAUAAAAGUUCUUCAACUCAGAGGCUACAGGCGAUGAAACGAAGAACACGACGGCAGUUGAUUAAAAAUUGGGAGCAGAUUUUGGAAGGAGAUUUUGUGUACCGGUCAUCUUGGGAUUUGAGGUUCAAUAUUUCAGCACCUCAGAUUCUUCUGGUGGAAAAAUUUAGCGACUCUACGGCAGCUGUUGUUGUUGUGGACUUUGGAAGACUGCAUUUGACGAAUAAUUUUGGGGAUAAGAAAGUUGUUUUGAGACCUGGAUCCCCGAAUAGUGACGAGGAUAAUGAAUGUCUGAGUAUAAAGACGGAGAAAAAAGUAGAAAAUGAAGAAGAUGAUGACGAAGAUGAGAGAUUUCAGACUCCUUGUUCAACACCACCAGGUUCUCAAGAAAACGGAAGCGUAGCAGAAUACCAAAUGAUUUCAGAAACUGCAUUACACCAUAAAUUGUACGACCAGUAUACAAUCGACCUUUCAGACCUGCAAAUUCUCGUGGGGAAGGUGAAAGACAAUUGGAAACACGCGAGAACGAGAGGCAUGAGCACUUUGCACGUGCUGGAGAGGUUUAAUAUUUCUCUGCAGAUUGAAAGGCGCGUUGUGUCGACGAUGGACCCGCAGUAUCCGUCGCUGACGGUGUCUGGGAACCUUCCGAGGCUGGUGGUACAUGUCAACGAGCAGAAGGUUGAAGCUAUCAGAACUAUGUACCAGUUACUGUCAACCUUCUGGGAGCCCUCGGAACUGACGAUGAGCGAACCGGAGAGCCCGAAAAAGGAGGAGAGUGAUAAGACUAUGUUACACGCCAUGAUGGUCCAGUUUAUUAUAGACCAGAUGACUUUUGAGCUGCAGAGUCGAGGACGCAGUGUCGCGGAAUUGCAAGUAUCUGGAGUCAGAGCUGCGAUGAGCAAGCGGCUGGCUGAUAUGAAUGUUUCGCUGUCUGUUCAUGGACUGCUUCUGGUCGAUGCAAUGCAAGAGUAUGGCCCAGACUUUGAACUGCUGGUUGCUAGUCAUAAACAUGUGGGUAUGGAUAGUGUAUCGGGAAGCUUGAGAGACUCGGAACCUACUUCUCCGACGUCACCAGUUUCUCCAGGGUCACCUGAUCCAGGUCUCUCCCGCCGCCUAACCUCUCCAAUCGCCUUAACCCGAGCACUUUCAAGCCUAGCCUACGACGUAAAAAACUUGAUGUCUCCACGAAACAACUCCCUCAGCGGGAUCGAGCCGCUGGACAACGAAGCACUGAUCGUAAUCGAGCUGACCCUCAUCGAAGAUUCUCCAGAAAACCUCCGAGUAGCCAACAUCCAGUUCAACAACCUCGACAUAAUCGCGAACCAAGAAACAAUUGUCGAACUAGUGGGAUUCAUCCGCCGUGUCUUACCCUCCAAAGAACAAAGCAAGAAAAUCACUCGCCAGGAUUCAGUUGUCAGCCAAUCGCUUUCCGGCAGCUCAACUCGUACCGAGAUAACCUUUGACUUCCACCGUCUCAAUGUCCUGCUUCUCCGAGCAGUAAUGCAUGAAAGUCAUCUGAUCGGGCAAAAGAUAGCAACCGCGACUAUGUCAGAUGCUCGUAUCCAAGCGACCUUAUCCAGCAACACUUCAAUCUCAGGAUCUCUAGGUGGUCUGCAAGUCCUCGACCAAACUCUAAUUGGAAAGACUCAUCAGCGGAUCAUCAGCGUAGGUCGUGAUCCUCUAGCAGACCCAGCACAUACCAGUGCUCCAUUGGAGCAUUUUUCAUUGAAUCAACCCGAAGCUUUCCGAUUUUCAGCCAGUCGUACAAGUUUGAAUCUGUCAUCUUCAGAAAAUCCGAUAGUGGAGAUAGACAUCUCCAUCCGAGUUGGCAGUGUCUGGUACACUCACGCUCCACAUCUCAUUUCCGAGCUUCGUUCCUGCGCAGACGAAUUCAAACAGUACAUGAGUAACCUGGCGAGGUCAAUUGGUGCUGCUGCUACUGACAUGGCUAUUGGACUGGUCCAGACCGAAGACUGGAGCGUUCCUCAGAGAAAGAGACUCCCCAGUGUGUCAAUCAUUGACAGCGACCCGGCAGUUUUAAAGCUGAAGCUUGAUGUUGUCCUAGACAGCCCUGUCCUGGUGAUUCCUAGGGCAUCUCACAGUCUCCAAGUAUUUGUUGCUCACUUAGGAACUAUGUCUUUACAGCAUGAACCGUCAUCUGACCCGACAGCAAACCAAACUGCAAGUCUAGAAGUCCGCGAUAUGAAUCUCUACUCUCUGGACGUGACUUCCCGGGUGGGAAAUUCUACCUCUGCUCUGCCACCUCGUGCAGAAGACACUUACAGCUGCAAGGACUCGGGAAGGCCUAUUCUUCAUGAUACGUCGCUGAAGAUAACUAUUGAGAAGGUUAAUGCGGCGACUUCGCUGCAUGGAAGCUGUUUCUUCAUUGAUCAAGAUGUUGCUGCUUUCUUGGACCCGGUUUUUCAGGUUCAUGGAGUUGUUACAACUCCGCUCAAAGUUUCUUUGUCCAGGACGCAGUAUGAGCAGCUUUUAGACACGGUUCAUGCAGUUUUCUCGUUCCCGCAUCCUUCUAGAGAGGUUAUUCAGCCUGAGAGAAAGGAAACUGAAGAGUCUUCGUUUGAAUUAUUACUGAAAGUUCUAUUCGAGUUGCCGACACUUUGCAUACAGUUGAAGCAGGAUCAUUCAGAGCAGCCGUUGGUUGAACUUUCGAUGCAAGAGUUUGUGGUUAAAUACGAGAAACUUUCGAAACAUGAAUCUACUACUCAGGUAUCAUUAAGAUCGCUUCUAAUGGAAGACCUGCUCUGCCAAAUUGGGUCGAGACACCGCUGCAUGAUGCAAUCAUCAGCGCCCACUCGCGCAAGAUUACCCUUAGGAGUUUCUAAAUCCUGCCCCGACUUCGCGUACAAUUGCCGAAAAUGGCGAAGUGACUUCUCUCGCGGAAGUCUUCCCGACCGAUUAGAAACUUUCGCCUUGUACGGAACCGUACCAGCGCAUUGGAGAAAAGCGUCAUCUUUAGUCGGCACUCCAAACACUCCACCACCAUCUCCGGGAGCAAUGACCUGCGAAGAAAACCUAGUCCUGAUCAGCAUAACCAUGACAGAAAUCCACCCCGAGGAUCCAGACUCUCCAGCACGUCCAGUUCGCCACAAGACUGUCAGCAUUGACUUCAACUGUCUCGACCUGAUAGUCUCCGUCGAGUCCUGGAUGAUUGUCCUGGACUUUUUCGGCAUUGGUACCAACCCCAGCCAUCACAUUACCAUCCACGAGGCUCCUCAACCUCAGGUCGAGGUCCAAGAAACUUUCGACCUUAAAUCCGAGGUCGACAUUGAAGUUCGCUCUCUAACUCUAGUUCUCACCCGCACCGAUCGUGAGAUCGCGAAAGCCAACAUCUCCAACGCCAGUACCAGGAUAAUAAAAGCUUCAGGCAAGACCAAAGUUUCUGGAUCCUUGGGCUCGAUGUCUCUCCUGGACCUGACUCCCCACGGUCGCUUCUACCGCGAGCGAUUCUUGUCUUCUGGAAGAAAAGCUUUGAACUUCCAGUACUCCAGCUACGAAGACGCCCAUAAACUCCUCUAUGACGCUAAAUUGAAGCUCCAGAUGUCGGCAGUCCACUACGUUCAUACCCAGAGAUUUGUCGCUGAGCUUCAAGCUUUCUUCCGUCACUUCUCCCAGCUCAGAGACAUAAUGAACAACCUCCGCGCUGGAGACGUCGUAGUGAUCCAAAAGCAACGCUCAACUCGCCUGUCUUUAGAACUCCACGCCGGAGCUCCAAUAAUUCUCCUGCCGGUCAGCUCCAGAAGUUCUCAACUCCUGGUGCUUGAUUUAGGAGAACUGACUGCUACAAACUCCUUCAACAUCUCUGAAGAAGACUCCCAGUGUCUGCUGGACGUGAUGUCCUUGGAGCUGGUGAACAUGGACGUGUACACGGCUACCAGGGUGAAGAGCGACGCUGAGUCCGACAACCAGACUCUGAUCGGCGGGUUCUACGUCAGCAGACUCGGUCCCUCGUUGUUGACCGACAAGUGUCACCUGAGUCUCAGGAUCGAGCGGAAUCUGGACAUUUACGUCAGUCGUGAGAUUCCGGACUUGAGUAUUCACGGAACGUUGUCGACGAUGAACUGCGCGAUGGACCCAGCACAGUAUAUGUUGGUGCGAGGAUUGCUUGCCUAUAAUAUAGGUGAGAAUUUAGACGAUAUCAGAAUGUUUCUAGAUGAUCUCCAAGAUGUCAGCAGCUACUUUGAAGAACCAACAACCGGGAAAGUUUGGACCCGCAGCUGUAUUAUUCUGGACAUUGUCAACGUAACAGUCAAGCUUCAUCCGAACCAUGGAAUCGCUGCUCUAGCGUGUGUUAAUUUUAUCAAAUCUAGGUUGACUUUAGACUCUCUGAGCGACGGGUCUCAGGAUAUCGACUUGGUGUCUCAAGAAAUCCUUAUUAUCGACACAAGGUUCCAAAACGAGCCGGUAAACAAGCGCUCGAAUGUAUUUACCAGCAUUCUCCAGCCGCUGAAGAACUUUGCGGGAAUCCCUGAUCGUGUUCAAGCAGAAAUUCAUCAUCGAAGACGAAAGAACAACGCUGCAACAACGAUUUUACUUCAUAGUAUGCGACUAACUGCGAUUUUAGACUGGUGGGAAGCAGUCAGAGACUUUCUGGUGCUGAAUUCGACGGAACCUGAGCCUAGUCCAGCUCCAGUGGUAGAUACUGAAGACAGUGUGACAAAUACUUCGCCUUUUGAAUUAAAACUCAAUAUUACAGAUUCUGAGCUGGUGAUUGUCGAAGACACUUCACUCUGGGACACCAACGCGGUGAUUCUCAAGUGUACUGCGAUUCUCUCCUACAGAUCAUUGCCUCAGGAAGAUGAAAAGCCGUUGUCCUGCAGUCUGAGUCACUGCGAACUGUAUUCUUGUAUCCUAGGAAUGGAAGAAGAGACCGCCUUGUCAAUAAUCGACCCAGUGGGUGCUAAUUUUGAGCUGACCCAGGAAAAGUCUUUGGAAAUCCAACUCCAGCCGCUAAGUAUCAAGUUAAGUUACCACGACGUGACCAUGUUCAGCAGGAUGCUCAGUUCCUUGCCGAAGCAGACACUCUGGGCCAAGCAGCAGUCUCAAGGACCUCCAGCUAACGCCAAGAGUCACAUCAUGAAACUUUCGGCUUUAGGAUUCGCAGAAACUGACUGUGAAGCUGCACUGGAUGUCUGCAAUGGACAGUUAGACGACGCUGCGCUUUGGUUGACCCAGAACGCGACUCCUAGUGAUCAUGCUAAAAUGUUCCAGGUGAUUGAAAUCGACUCCAGUUGCCUGAGGAUCUGCAUAAUUGAUGACUGUCGAGAUGCUGAUGUUCCUCUGGUGGAACUAGUCCUUUUAGACUUUUCUCUUAAGCAAGUUCCUGAUGGACAAGCUUGUGUCAAAGCAACUUUCGGGAUUGAUUACUACAACCGAGUGCUCAGCGGUUGGGAGCCUUUUUUGGAAGCUUGGAAGGCUACAGUACAGUGGGAGAAUGUCACCAAUUCCUUGAAUUCCCGAAGAUUACAUGUACGUGUUGAUUCUGAAGACUCAGUCAAUGUGAACAUAACGUCAACAUUCGUCGAGCUUAUGAAGCAAGUCAAGGACAACUGGACCCAAGACUACUCUAGCGUGAACCAAAAAGUUCCCCAGCUCCAGAACUACCGACGAAGAUCUCCCUUUGUUCCGUUUGCUUUGAAGAAUGACACAGGUUCUAAGUUGUGGUUCAAAACUUUCAUCGCAGUCGCUGCUGAAGUUUCACUCGCGCGUUUCAGUUCUGAAGACUUUAUUCAGCGCGACCGGACUUGGACUGAAGUAGCUUCUGGGGAAACAAUUCCUUUUACUUUUGAGGAACGUGGAAAACUUCGGCAUCAGUCGACUCACAUUGCAAGGCUCCAUCAAGUUGCGGUGCUUCUUGAAGGCUGGCGACCUGUUGAACCUGUAACUGUUGAUCGCGUUGGUGUUUAUUUCAGACAUGCCAAUUCUGCGGUGACUCACAUUGAAAGUUUUGUGACUAAAGCCAGAGUUGUUUUUACGGUUGAGCUUGAAGGGUCUGCAAGGAAGCUUGUAACUGUACGGUCUGCGUUGCAGGUUGUCAAUAAAAUUGCAUACAAUGUUGACAUACGGCUGGAGAAGUCUCUCGGUUAUGGUUAUGGGUCAUUAACUGGGGCAAAGACUCUCCAGGUACCGGCUAAGUCGAUUAUUUCGGUACCGAUUACGCACACCAACGUUCAGAUGAGCUUGAAGCCUCAGCACCCCAGUCAAGUUUUCCAGUACUGCAUGGAGUCUAUAGACUGGACGCUGGCCAAGAAACCCAUGGAGAUUGUCGAGACUAUUACUACUUGUCGGACGAAUCAGAAUAAUUUGUUCAAGAUGUGUGUCGCGGUCAGGCGGGAAAAUUAUCCGACUGAUGCUGCGAGUUUUGUUCUACCUGCGCACACUAUCACUUUGUUGCCGCCAGUCACUUGUAUUAAUCUGUUGCCGCAUGAGUUACUCUAUCAGGUUGCUGGAGAAAGUGGGAGGAUUCCUCCGGGAAGUACUGCGGAUUUACAUGGAAUUAAGGAAGAACAGCUAGAAAUAGUAUUUCAGCUCGACGGAUAUUCAGGACCAGGAGCAUUAAUUCUCGGGCAAAUAUCCGGAUCGUACGUUUCCAGAAUGAAGCUAACAGAUGCGAAAGGCAGAAUAUUAUUUUUAUACGCUUCAGUAGUCGUAGAAAAAGGCCUGGGUAUACGAAUAAACAUCACAACACCCUACUGGAUCAUCAACAAGACAGGUUUACCUCUAGUAUUCCGACAAGAAGGCGUCGGAACAGAAGCUGCUGGACAGUUCGAAGAACACGAACGCGCCAGGAUGGUCGCUCCUCUGUUAUUUUCCUUCAGCGACGAAGAAGCGAGCCGUACAUUGUCAGUGCGAGUGGGAAGUAAUGUCCACGUACAAGGAAUCGCUCAGUGGUCACAACCGUUCCAUCUUCAACCAGGAGUGCAGGUCCACCGGCUGAGAAUCACUCUGAGAGACGGAAGACCAGACAUUGUGUACUUGAUCGGUGUGACAACGCGAUCUGCCAGAGGACGAUACCGAGCUACGACUGUGGUGACACUAUCUCCAAGGUACCAACUCCACAAUAGGUCAUCGUGCACCCUGGAACUGGCCCAGAGAUGUUUUACCACCACUGUGAGUCAUCCAGACGCUCAAGCUACUUACAUUACUGCUAUGCCGGAUUGUCACAUGCCUUUUCACUGGCCAAGAUUGGACAAAGACCAGCUUCUCUGUGUCAGGGUCAUUGAUGUGCCCAACUGUAUGUGGUCAGGUGGGAUUAUCAUUGAUGGAAAUCAUUCUCUGACGAUUAAUAUCAGAGAUAGUGGAGGGAAAAUGCAUUUCCUGAGGGUUGAUGUUGUUCUGCAGGAGAGUACUUACUUUAUUGUUUUCACUGAUGCUAAUACUAUGCCUCCACCGAUCAGAGUUGACAAUUUUUCGGAAGUUCCAUUGACUAUUAAUCAAGCUGAUGUCUUGGAUAAUUUACAGUGGACAGUAAGACCUCAUUCAUCGGUACCAUAUGCUCUUGAUGAGCCGACUCAAACGGCUAAUUUAAUUGUAACUGCACCAGGAGGUGUGACUGCUUCGUAUGAUCUCAAUGUUCUGGGAGAAAAUCGGGGACUGACUUAUGAAAAUUUUAUUUACAUCGCAUUUACUGGAACGUUUAAAAUAGACGGAGAUCUGGGAACAGGAGAAAAUGGACUAGAUCCAUUGGACGUAGAAACCCAGAGACUGGUUCUGGAAGCUGGACCUGGGGGUUGGGUUGCCCUGAGGCGAAAGCAGUAUGGAGCUAGAUCACAGUUAUGGAGAAUGACUGGUGAUGGCCAACUUCAACAUGAAGGUUCUAGUCCUCCGCGUGAUAAACAUUCAAGAACUCCAGACACUGUCCUAGUCCUGGACAUAGCAGGUCCAGCACCUCAACCAUUCAAUUAUUGCGCACUUGCCCUCCGGAGACCAGACCCUCGACGCAGAUCAACGCAAACUUGGAGGUUUACCGACGACGGACGUCUUUGUUGUGCUCACAAAAAUAUGUGUGUGCAAUCUAAAGACGGUUUUAUGGGCUUAUACGAAGGGAGUGAAGCCGUACUGGGACCUCAGACCCACUGCAAUCCCCCACCAAUCGAGCAACGCGUCGGCAGACAACGACUGCGCCCUGGUUCCGGAUUUCUAUCCGUGCGUGUCACGACCGAUGGCCCAACGCGCGUUCUCCAAAUCCUAGACAUUAAAGAACGUAAAAAGACCUUCGCACUCCUUGAAGAAAGAGACUGGUCUCACAUCGCAGUAGCACAGCGACCAACCCAGCUCGAGGCCGACCGAACAUCAUCAGAGUUCCAAUUAACAGUCAGUCUCCCCUCAGGUCUAGGUCUCUCCGUAGUUUCUCGUCGUCCUGUAGAGGAACUUCUUUUCGCCCGCAUAGCCGGAAUUUCCUUCGAACUCCUUCAAGUUCCCUUAAACUCGACCCUCAAUCUCACGAUCUCAGACCUGCAGAUUGACAACCAGCUCUUCGAGGCCCAAUGCACCUCAGUCCUCUACAUCUCUCGCUCAAGUCGACCUGAGUCUGCCGAGCGACCUGCCAUCGAAAUCUCUCUUGAGAAACUUCCCUCCAAGAACCAAAACGCGGAAAUCUACAAGCACCUGAUCGUGACAAUUAGACCUCUCUGCGUUCAUCUGGAAGAAAGAUUAAUCCUGAAGCUAGCCGCCUUCCUAGGCACCAAUCGCUCUGACCUGGAGGCUCCCGUCGACGAGAACGAUUUCAAGGCUCAAAGAUUUAUCUCCGAAGUAUCUGCAGCUCACGCGAAGAGAUAUUACUUCGGACUUUUAAAACUAGUACCCAGUCUGGUGAAACUAAGCGUUCUGACCACCACCAAGCUACCAAGGACUUUGCAGUCGAUAAAGCGCAAGCUAGGACUCACUCUUAUAAAAUUCGAAGACGCUUCUAUUGAACUUGAGCCCUUCAUCAAGAAACAUCCUUUUGAAAGCAGCCAGUUUCUCAUUCAUUCCAUAAUAAAACACUACAAAGAUGAGCUGAAAUGGCAAGCAGCGGUGAUCCUCGGCAGCGUUGAUUUCCUGGGCAACCCUCUGGGCUUCGUCAACGACAUCUCCGAAGGAAUGUCCGGGUUUAUUCGCGAAGGGAACGUCAAAACGCUGAUUAAAAAUGUCACCCACGGAUUAUCAAACUCUACUGCGAAGCUAUCCGAGUCCUUGUCUGACGGUCUUGGCCGCGUGACCAUGGACGAGAGUCAUGAAGAAACUAGACAGCGAAUCCGGUCGCAGACUGUCCACAGUGGCGAUCAUUUUGUCGCGGGUUUGAAAGGCCUGGGCUUUGGAAUGCUGGGUGGGUUAACUAGUGUCGUAAGACAGACGUAUGAUGGCGCUGCUAGUGAGGGAUUCCCCGGAUUCAUUGCCGGAUUUGGGAAAGGCAUUGUGGGAACUUUUACUAAGCCUGUUGUUGGUGUUUUAGAUUUUGCUACUGAAGCUGCUACGGCGAUCAGAGAGUCUAGCAGAAGUGCUCACAGGACUAUUCCUAAGAGACAAAGGUUACCGAGAGUCGCCAGUGGACCUGCGGGGCUGCUGCCGCCCUAUAAUGCCCAGCAAGCAGAGGGCCAGGAAUUCUUGUAUAAUAUCAACGAGAGGAAUUACAAUGAAUUGUUCGUUGCUUGGGAGAAUCUGUGUGCUGGUCAGGAAAAUUUGAGAAUCCUGGUAUCGAAUGAACGCGUGAGAAUCAUUUGUGGCAGCAGCAAGACUGUUGUCACUGAAGUUGGACUCGCGGAUUUGAUUCAGUGUCAGGAGACCCAGAAAAUUGAAAGCAAUGGCAGUGUUGUUUAUUAUAUUGAAUUGACGUCUAGGAUUGACUCCGGGAUGAGUUUUGAUGCUCCUGAAGUUCUCAGGAGACCGAGGGUUAGGUGCGACACUGAUGAAAUUGCUAAGAGGGUUUCUCAGCAGGUUAAUUACGCGAAAGGCAUGCACGAAGAGAGAAGUCUUACUUUGAUGUCUGAUAGCGUUGUUGAUGAUAUUUAUUGGUAA